This is a messenger RNA of Fusarium odoratissimum NRRL 54006, 4445 nucleotides long. RefSeq lists its product as uncharacterized. The transcript has 2 exons. NCBI's taxonomy places the organism in Eukaryota, Fungi, Ascomycota, Sordariomycetes, Hypocreales, Nectriaceae. Bases 1388 to 3802 code for a protein of 804 amino acids. The record is from RefSeq and is a predicted model, not a curated record. Gene Ontology annotation, molecular function: protein binding.
AAACAAGGGCACGGCCUUUGUUACUGAUGAUAACUGAUGAGCAUCAUCUUCGAGUCAGUUGCUGUUUCAUUACGUAUACACCAAUAUUUCUUCUGCUACCUUUACUAGCAUAAAUAACAGUAGAACAAGGAGAAGAAAAAAGCAAUCAUGUAUACCAGACUCUGCAACAACAUUCAAUUCUCGCUUGUCAAAACAGCCCCCGUUCUGCUCAUCCCAUAUCCAUGGAUCUUUCCCCUCCAUCUCAUAAAGCAUUACCUAGCACUAAUACAUCUCCACUAACUACACUACCUAAGCUGUAUAUACCCCCUGCACUUUCACCCAUCAUCAUCAAUCAAUCACCCUCCAAAUCUUGACCCGAUCAGCAGAAACAAAAGAGGCGUCAGGCUGGUAUUUCUCUGGCAUCCAAUACACCACGGCAUGGCUUAUGCUGAAACAAGGAACCUCCAUCCCCUACCUAACCCACGGCGUUUCCCGGAGACCUCUAGUGAUCUGCCACCCCCCCUGUCUAUGUCCCCGAAUGCUAAAUGCGGGCAGCCACUUUAGGUUUUCUAGUUGACCGAGGGCCUAGUUCCCCUUCCCUAGAGGUAAGUACGGAGGACCUUUCAUCAUUUAUCAUGUUAACCUCGAGUAUCUCACAUUCGACCAAACAAUGACCACAUUCCCUCCACAACAAAUCGCUCGAUCUUAUACCGCUCAUUCUCACUCAUGACUCUGCUUCGCCGCAACCUAGCUAACCCUUGCCUAGACCUCCUCUCUAGGUACUUGCGAGUUGCCUCGUCCAUCUCAGCUGCUGUUGUCCUGUCCCUGCCCGCCGCACCCUUGCUAGCAUGACGCCUCACUUGUACUCGACAUAGACCACAAUUCAUAGUCAUUCCAUAAUACAAUAAUAUACGAUACCCGCUCCUCGAGUUCAAUUCAGCCCCCAUCCCAUCAAUCUCGACACUACCAGCCGUUUGACGCCGAAACAAGGCCCCAACCACAGCUUACCGCACUAUUUUGCCCUAGUCCAACACGAUCUGCAGCCCACUCCCACUGUUAAACGGACUGCCUGUCCCCUCGCCGUCGCUCUAAACUGGACCGCCCCCUCCCAUCCCUCCAUCGUCCAUCUUGCGGCGUCCAAAUCAGAGACAUUUCCGCCUCCUGUCUCUCUAUCAAAAGCAAGCAAUCGCCAAUCUGCUGGACCGUCAGCGCGCCUCUAGCACGCGAGCGACUCAGAAUCCAAGUCAGAGCCAUAGCCCAAGUCUCUCUGGCCUCUUCAGCCCCCUUUUUGGAGCUUGCCCGUAUGCAGAAGCCGUCUGCUCUGCCUCGACUCGCUAGCACGGCCGUACUGUAGAAAAGCUUCGGCUUUCCCCUUCGCUCCGUCGCGGAGCUGGACCCUGGCCUCACGAUGCGCCACUCCGCUCUUAAUAAGUCUAAGAGCCGCCUACGAGACAACCCCCCGCCGGCCACAAAUACAACAGCCUCCAUUGCCGAUUCAUCUGUGAACGUUGUUGGGGCUCUCUUGCGGGAUGAGGGUCUCCAACCUGAGCAUCAUCAACUUGCGGACUCACUCACUACCAGCGACGCCUCUUAUAAUAGCUUCAACGCCCACGCUCAUUCACAACCUCAUGGUGGCCAGCAGCAAUAUAAUUCACCUCUCCUACCCAGCACAGAGGAAUCAUACAACAUCCCUGAAUUGACGGCCGAUUCGCCUAUGACAGAUGCGUUCCCCGUCGAAGACAAUACCAUCUCCGCUACCAAGACACCUACUUUCGCGAUAGUGACUGACGGCUCUUCUACUGCAAUCGCCACCGAGUUCUCAGACCAGAACAAUUACGACCAAUUCUCCUCUAACACCUACAUCGAGACCUAUAAAUCCGAGUCUGAACCCCCGGAGUCCGAGUCCGACCCAGAUCAAGAGCAUCAGGACGGUAUUGAUCUUGAUUUGGACACUUCCACCCACCCACCUUUCUUGGACGACUAUUGGACACCUCCCACAUAUCUCGACCUGGACUCUGACCACAUACCCCCUUACCACAACGUGGAUUAUGAUAUUGAUAUGAGCGACAGCGAAGGUGGCGCUCCUCUCGACGACGCAUUCGACGAACUUGAACACUUCACGGACGACCAAUCUAUUCUAUCUGAGGGUGACAAUGAUGAAUCAUCCCCUAUCAAUAACUCAACCAACUAUCUUUCGCAAGCCGCCUUCCAUCCGCCCACCAUAGUUGACAACGACCUAAUCAUGAAUGCUGUUCCGCCUCCUGCGCCAUGGGGUGCUGUCUUGACCGAAGACGCAGCUACGUUGGAGGAUAAUGCGCCUCCUUUGCCGGCAGGGCUCCUGGGCCUGCCACUACUUAGCAACCCCAACCCGACUAUGCUUGGGUCUGAAAAUCUGUGCCUGGUUGACUUUUUGAGACACUGGGCAUUCCAUGCUCGUUCUUCCUCCUGUCCAUCCGCCUCGCGGGUGAACGCACCCUGUCCAGAAGACAUUCGCCGUCAAGCAAAUACACACAUCCGCGAUGUUCAGUACAAGGACCUUCACGGCGAUGACUAUGACAUACAAGGCUUGGAUUGGGCAUCUAUGAACACUACCAGGGAGUAUGCGCGGCAAAUACGAUGUGCCACUUUCAGGAAUUAUGUCAACAAGCAAGGUUCAGACAGAUGGAGUCCUCACAUGGCUGACGUAGCUAUCCCCCCGACUCAAAACUUUAUGAGAUUCAAGAGAUUCCUUAUCCGCCAAGAUGUCUACCUAGCUCAUUUUCAACUACGGAGCGUCCUAGCAUGCCCCUCAAUAUCGCAGGUCUACUAUCCUGGCAGGAGAGGGAUCAACCGAAUCAACACUGUCACAGGAAAAGUAGAGCUCGUACUUGACAACAGUCAUAUACAUGGUCUGGGAGCUCUCAUCUCUGCCCUUGAUGCAAACCACGGAGCCAUGUUUGCAGGAACUUGCAAUGGCGAAUACUAUCUCAAAAGCCUGGAUUCUGAAGACAAGAGAGACUUUGCAGAAGGUUUCAUUACUUCAAAUAUGGGAGGUAUCACCAAUCAUGUCCAGAUCUACCAACCCCGACGAUCUUCUGGUCCUGUGGCUGCCAUUGCCAGUAACGACGAGGGAUUCCGCGUUCUAGACCUUUCUACACAGCAGUUCUUGAUGCAGAGCAGGUAUCGAUUCCCACUCAACUGUUCGCGUAUCUCACCUGAUGGCCGCUUGAGAGUCAUGGUCGGUGAUGACUUCAAGGUACUUAUUACCGACGCCGAUACCGGUGAGAUUCAACAGGAACUGUCCGGACACCGCGACUAUGGUUUUGCCUGCGAUUGGUCCGAUGAUGGUUGGACAGUAGCCACCGGUUUCCAGGACAAGGGCGUCAAGGUCUGGGAUGCUCGCCGUUGGUGUGACGCGCGGGGUGUCAGUACACCUCUGUGCACUAUCAGAUCCGAUAUGGCUGGUGUGAGAAAUCUGCGCUUCUCUCCCGUCGGCAGUGGCGAGAGAGUACUCGUUGCUGCCGAGGACGCUGACAUUGUCAACAUCAUUAAUGCUCAGACUUUUGGCAAGAAGCAGACAGUCGAUUUCUUCGGUGAGAUCGGCGGCGUUGCAUUUACCAACGGCGGACAUGAACUCAAUGUCUUGGCGAGUGACCGUCAUCGUGGCGGCCUUCUCCAGCUUGAACGAUGUGGCCGUACCGCUGAGCCCUAUUUCUCUAGUUCCUGGCAACGUUAUCUCGAUGCUGACACUGAUGAAUGGCGCUAUCAAGCCGAUGAGACUACACGCCGCGGUGAAUGCUAUCGUCGAGUUCCAGUUUCGAGGGAUGCCUUGCCGAUCUUCUAAAACAUUUCUCGAUGGCUUACGUUCGAAUCAGAUACACAAAGCAUCUUCGUUUGAUUCACAAAUUAUCUUUAUACUUGCUUGACCUCGCUGGUCACUCUCCUUCAUUCGAAGCAUCUUUCUCCUUAGCAUUAUACCCCUUUUGUUUUGGCUUAUCAUAUUAUGAUCUGUUGAGAAAUUACCAUUAGCCAUUCACAACACGUCACUUCUAUAUAGGCGGCGAUGGUUUAUUUGAGGGCACAAACUACACAGACCCUCACUACAGAGCUAUUCAUCAUGGGUUUCGUUCAUCAUUUUCUUAUUUUAUCACCGACAUCAUUAUCCUGGGGGCUCAGGGCUGAGCCCGGUCACUUUGUUUGGGAGACUAUAGAUAUCAGGACAUGGGCGACGGGAUCUUCAUUUUUGGGACAAAUGAGUGAAGUAUAAGUCAGCUGUAUAUCUAUGUAGUUUGCAAAGAUGAUAUUGAAUGACUACCUACCCGAUAUGGACAUCACUAUUUGCAUGUUCUCUAUUCCCUUGAUGGUUACACACCGCAUCUAUUUCAGUUACAAUAUCAGUUAACGUACAAGGCAUGUUCCACAUGCUCAGUCAGAUCUGAGACAUACAUGAAUUUCGUAAAGCAUCGGUGAUUACCGAUACAGGUACA